AUGUCUUCUUAUCAGCGCGUAACUGUGAAGUUUGCCGGAGGCUGCGAAUUACUUUUUGAUAAACAAACCCAGCUGCAACUGGAAGGGGUCAUUCCCCAUGGUACAACCAUCAACGGACUGGUGCAGCUACUGAAGGUGAACUACGUAAGAGAGAGGCCUGACCUCUUUGUAGACCCGUCGGGAACCGCACUCCGUCCCGGGAUCCUCGUUCUUGUGAACUCGUGUGAUGCAGAAGUUGUGGGCGGCAUGGACUACGUUCUUGCUGAUGGUGACACCGUCGAAUUUAUCUCGACUCUACAUGGUGGGUGA
Trypanosoma rangeli is the source of this 309-nucleotide messenger RNA. RefSeq names its product ubiquitin-related modifier. The record is from RefSeq and is a predicted model, not a curated record. The coding region runs from base 1 to 309 and encodes 102 amino acids. NCBI's taxonomy places the organism in Eukaryota, Euglenozoa, Kinetoplastea, Trypanosomatida, Trypanosomatidae. Gene Ontology annotation, biological process: tRNA thio-modification; protein urmylation. The transcript has a single exon. Gene Ontology annotation, molecular function: protein tag activity. Gene Ontology annotation, cellular component: nucleus; cytoplasm.